Molecule: messenger RNA, 1248 nt
Organism: Penicillium brevicompactum
Lineage: Eukaryota; Fungi; Ascomycota; Eurotiomycetes; Eurotiales; Aspergillaceae
Product: M20 family metallopeptidase
Exons: 1
Coding region: 1-1248 (415 amino acids)
Molecular function (GO): hydrolase activity
Source: RefSeq, a predicted model, not a curated record
AUGUCCAACAUCCUUUCCGCAAUUUUGAGAGAUAACUCCCUCGAUCUGGCGCCCUAUGAGGCUCUGUAUAGACACUUCCAUGCCAAUCCAGAACUCUCUCUCCGAGAAAAGGAGACAUCGGAGAAAAUUGCAGAACAUCUUUCUCAACUGAAUGCAUUUGAGCUACACACCCAUAUCGGUGGCUAUGGAGUUGUAGGAGUGUUGCGAAAUGGCCCGGGCAAAAAGAUACUCCUGCGCGCCGAUAUCGACGCCCUACCGGUCCAGGAGCUGACCUCCUUGCCGUAUGCCAGUUCCAAGACUAUGCGAGAUGCCAAUGACAUUGAACGACCAGUCAUGCAUGCUUGUGGCCACGAUAUGCACAUCACCUGUCUGCUUGCUGCGGCGCAAAUGCUUGUCAAGAUACGGGACGCGUGGAGCGGUACCUUGAUUGUGUUAUUCCAGCCCGACGAAGAGCGCGGCGGAGGCGCUCAAGCAAUGGUGGAUGAUGGUCUAUACUCCAAGGUCCCGAAGCCAGACUACGCAUUCGGCCAGCAUGUCAUGCGUUUGCGUGCUGGGAGUGUCGGCAUGAGACCUGGUACCAUAAUGGCUGCUGCUGAUAGUCUCAAGAUAACCGUGUUUGGACGAGGUGGGCAUGGGUCGUUGCCGCAUCAGACUGUGGAUCCUGCUGUUCUAGCUGCACAUAUUGUUAUCAGGUUGCAGACCAUCGUCAGCCGUGAGAUCGACCCCAGUGACCUUGCAGUUGUAACUGUUGGCAGUCUACAAGCAGGUACAGUUGAAAACAUCAUUUCAGACAGAGCGCACAUUGGUCUGGACUAUCGCACAUUGAAGUUGGAGACGCGUGAUAAAAUCAUCAGCGCUAUUAAGCGGAUUGUCGAGGCUGAAUGCAUGGCUAGUGGCUCGCCCAAGCCUCCUAUAUUCACACCCACAAGGAGGUUCUGGCCAAUUGUAAAUGACGAUCAAGUUGCUUCCGAGUUGGUCACCUCCUUUGGAGGGCAUUUCCAAGAUUUCGAUGGAGACACUCCAACAGUCAAUGUCAGCGAAGACUUUUGCAGGCUAGCUGAGGACAUUCCUUCCUGCUUCUGGUUUAUUGGAGGGAUUGAUACCGAGCUUUGGGACGAAGCACAAAGGGACAGCAGUGUUGAAAUACCCGGGAAUCAUUCAGCACUUUUUGCACCUCAGAUCAAGCCAACUAUGAGGUCCGGUGUGGACGCUCUAUGCCUCGCGGCGCUAACAUUCUUGGGGAAAUAA